Aphidius gifuensis is the source of this 1432-nucleotide messenger RNA. RefSeq lists its product as uncharacterized. The coding region runs from base 105 to 947 and encodes 280 amino acids. Lineage: Eukaryota; Metazoa; Arthropoda; Insecta; Hymenoptera; Braconidae. The record is from RefSeq and is a predicted model, not a curated record. The transcript is spliced from 3 exons.
GAUAACAAAAUCAAAGCUAAAAAAAAUCUUUUGUAAAUAAUCAAAAGAUUGUUGUGGAAAAAAAUUAUUUUACACAAGUAAAAUAAAAAGAUAACUUGAUUAAAAUGUCUCGACCAAUAUUGAGCAGACCACGUACACGUGUUUAUGGAUGUAAUUAUGACAAAGGAGAGUCAUACUACAAGCCAAUGGUUGAUCAUCUUGAUAGAAAAUACAGUUCACGUCCAUUAUUUUCGGAGCCAAGAAAUUCAUUUGCUGAUGAAAUUGCAGCAAGACGUAGUGACAUCGGAAGCCGUGACUUAUCAGGACCCCGUACGAGUUCCUCUGCACGUGACCUUGACCUCGAAUUUGAUACACCUAGACCCCGCAUCCAAUCCCACCUUGGAUCAUCAAGUGGUUUGCAUGAUGAAGAUGAAGAAAUGGUUUAUGAUAUACGUGGUCAACGUACAAAUCGUCGUAAUUUAGCUGAUGAUUUUGCAAGUGAAGUAUCAUCAACAACACGUAAAUUUAAAGCACACGCAGCAAGUUUAUCAUAUGAUACUAAAAAUUCAGAUGAAUUACGUAAAAGUAUUGAACGUAAUUAUGAUGAUAAAUUUAUUGAUGCUAAAACAUCAUUUGAAGAAGCUGAUGCUGCAUAUAAACGUCGUACAAAAUUUUUAAGUGAUAAUGAUGAUGAAAGAAAUGCUGCUAUGACAAGAUGGACUAAAUUGCCAGAUAUUGAAAAAAAUUUAACAUCAAGUGCUGCAAAUAGAGCUAAACAAACUAAAGUUAGAUUAGAAAAUUUAGAAAAUGAAAUGGAAGAAAUUGCUGAUAGACAAGCUAAACGUGAACGUAGAAGUGCUGCAUUACGUGCAUUUGUCAAUGAACAUUCAUCAAAUGGAAAUGAUACAUUACAAGAAAUAAUAACAACUAAAAAAGUAUCUAAAAGUGAAAAACAUGUUACAUUUUAGAUAUUUUAAUUAUUUAUUUUAUCAUCUUUACCAUAAUGAUAAAAUUACAUUCAUUUUUUUCUUUCUCUAUCUUUACUAUUACUUUAAUCUAUCACUCUCAAUAUUAUCUCAUCUUUCUUUCGAUCUUCUUUCAUAACUUGAAAAUAAUUCAAAAAAAAAAUAGAUAAAUUAAUAAAAAUAUAUACAUUUGUCAAUGAAACGUUCCUUCAAUCCCAUGUGUAUUAUUUUUAUCCUAUCGUAUAAUCAGAAAAUAAAUAAAAUAUACCUUAUAUGAUGUAAUUUUUUUUUUGUUAAUUGUAUAAAUUGUUUAUUUGUAAAUUUUACCAUGUGGAAUCCUAGCAUUUGCAUGUUUAUAUGAAGAUAAUCUUUGGGAUCAAGAAAUUUAGGUGAAGCAAAAAUUGAUGCAGAAGAUGAUUUGGAAUAUGUUUUUAAUGGUCUUGGUCGUGCAAUACCUGAUGAUAAUAUUGAGGAUGAUUUUGUAUCAU